Stegastes partitus (bicolor damselfish) is the source of this 2844-nucleotide messenger RNA. RefSeq names its product IQ motif and SEC7 domain-containing protein 3-like. The transcript has 14 exons. Lineage: Eukaryota; Metazoa; Chordata; Actinopteri; Pomacentridae. Bases 76 to 2844 code for a protein of 922 amino acids. Gene Ontology annotation, biological process: regulation of ARF protein signal transduction; actin cytoskeleton organization. The record is from RefSeq and is a predicted model, not a curated record. Gene Ontology annotation, molecular function: guanyl-nucleotide exchange factor activity.
ACUGUGCUGCAUCAGUUUUGCUGCCCCGCCCCUGAACAUCCAGAAACUGACACCACAGGCUCAUCGGGUGGACAGAUGCUGAGUCUGGAGGAUGGAACUUCUUCUGGUGGCGGACAAGAAGCAGAGGGGACCAAGAGAGAGGGACCCAGCGAGUACGAGAUCUCCCUGGAGAAUAAAAACAAACAGAUAGAAGACUUGGAGCAGAAGUAUGGAGGCCAUCUCAUAGCGAGACGGGCCGCCCGCCGCAUCCAGACAGCCUUCCGUCAGUACCAGCUCAGCAAAAACUUUCAGAAGAUCCGCAACUCGCUGUCGGAGAGCAAGCUGCCUCGUCGGAUCUCUCUGCGCCAACCCAGCCCUUCAGGCCGAAAUCGGAAUGCAGCCCAGAGACACAGUUACAGUCUGCAUCCGGGAGGAGGACAAAUACCCUUACGUUCUAAAACUCCUCCUCCACCUCCAUGUCGCUCCACCUCUCUACCCCCGUCUCCUGCCUCGGCUCCAGCAGCCGCCCCUUCUCCUGCGCCAGGCCCGGCCCCACCUCAAACCCCUGGACCCACACUGACACAGCUGGAGGACUGCUUCUCCGAACAACUUCACUCCUUGGCACAGUCGAUUGACGACGCCCUUCGUGGUUGGAGCUUGUCCGAGAGCGCAGAGGGGAAGGGGCUAUUGAUGGACCCCGGGGCCCUUCGCGCAGCUGCAGAGAGCGCCUGUCUGCCCCGCAGUGCCAGCUCGCUGCUCAUGGCCUUCAGGGAUGUUACUGUUCACAUCGACAGCAAUAGCUCCUACACCAUCUCCUCUGCCACCACGACAACCACCACCUCUCUGGGCAAUGCAGGCGGAGGAGAUGCAGGCAGCAGGAAGACCUCGGUGAGCGGGAUGGCUGGGGGAGGCGAGUCAAUGGAGGAGCCGGAGUUUCCUGCACCUCCGCCCAGUGAAGAGCUGGAAAUGGUUGACCCAGGAUCCAGGAGGGGUUCGGCGGUGCCGGGUGCAGGAGGAAUGGAGGGGGAGAGCAGCUCAGACAGACUGGGGUCCACCUCUACUUCUACCUCUACCUCCACCUCAAUCUCCACCUCGGCCCAGUCUAAUCAGCAGCCCGCGCAGAUUUACACCCAGUACCAGCAGUACCACUACACUCAUCCUCAGCAGAUCCCCGGGGGUCCGAGCCCCGAGGCCCUGCAGGCCCUGGUUGUCUCUCUGCCCAGGGAUCGCUGCCAGGAUCCGGUCUCUUGCCGCUCGCCAACCCUGUCCACUGACACACACCGCAAACGCCUCUACCGCAUAGGACUCAACCUCUUCAAUGUGAAUCCAGAGCGAGGCAUCCACUUCUUGAUCACGCGUGGUUUCGUCCCGGACACGGCCAUCGGAGUGGCUCACUUCUUGCUGCAGAGGAAGGGCCUGAGCCGACAGAUGAUCGGAGAGUUCUUGGGGAACAGCAAGCUGCAGUUCAACAGAGAUGUUCUCGACUGUGUCGUGGAUGAGAUGGAUUUCUCUGGCAUGGAGCUUGACGAAGCCCUGAGAAAGUUUCAGGCUCAUGUCCGUGUUCAGGGAGAAGCACAGAAAGUGGAGAGACUCAUCGAAGCCUUUAGUCAGAGGUACUGUAUGUGCAAUCCCGAUGUGGUUCAGCAGUUUCACAACCCAGACACCAUCUUCAUUCUGGCCUUCGCCGUGGUCCUCCUCAACACUGACAUGUACUCGCCCAACAUCAAACCCCAGCGAAAAAUGGGCCUUGAUGACUUCAUACGCAACCUGAGAGGUGUGGAUGAUGGAGCCGACAUCCCCAGAGAGAUGGUUGCUGGUAUUUAUGAAAGGAUCCAGCAGAGAGAGCUGCGCUCGAAUGAAGACCAUGUCACAUAUGUGAGCCGCGUGGAGCAGUCUAUCCUGGGUCUGAAAACUAUCCUCGCUGUGCCCCACAGACGUCUGGUGUGCUGCUGUCGUCUGUUUGAGGUGCCUGAUGCCAACAAACCUCACAAACAGAAACUGUCCCAGCUCCAGAGAGAGGUCUUCCUCUUCAAUGACCUGCUGUUGAUCCUGAAGCUGUGCCCCAAAAAGAAAAGCUCAGCCUCAUACACCUUCUGCAAAGCUAUGGGGCUCCUGGGAAUGCAGUUUCACCUCUUCAGCAAUGAAUACUACGCUCACGGUAUCACCAUGCUGAGCCCGUUUACCUCAGAGAAGAAGCAGCUGGUGAGUUUCUGCUCACCGAGCGGAGAAGAGCUCAGGAAGUUUGCCGAGGAGCUCAGAGAGGCCAUCGCGGAGGUCAACGAGAUGGAGCAGAUACACAUCCAGUGGGAGCUGGAGAGGCAGCAAGGCAUCCAACCACACGGCCUACACACCAAUGGUGGUCAAGUGGACGCGCACACCGGGCACGGCUCCCCCUCAGGCCAACAGGAUGCGUACGAUAAAACCGGCAACAACAACACAGUAGAGGUGUCAAUUCACAACAGGCUGCAGACCUAUCAGCUGAGCCAGCCCAGCAUUGAGUCCACGCCUCUGGCCCUGGCUGCACCCCCCGCCCUGCUCAGCCCCGUCCAGGCCGGAGAGCUCCGCCCAGAAACACUCAUCCAGUGUCAGCAGAUCGUCAAGGUGAUCGUCGUGGACCAGAGCGGGCGAGGGCGGAUGGAGGCCUUCCUCAGCCAAGGCCCGGCCACCCAUCAGCUCAUCCAGUCAGCCCUGUCGACGCCCGUCCGCAUCCGAGAGGGAGACGGCCCCCAACCCCCACUCCCGCCUCCCCCUCCACCUUACAACCACCCACAUCAAUUCUGUCCACCUGACUCCCCCAUGCCCCUCCACCACACCAUGCCUCUCACCCGCAGGCGCAACUCCAGUGGCUCCCGAAGCAUCGUUUGA